CUAUUCACACAAAGAGCACAAGACACAACGGAAUCAAAUCACAUAAUAUUAUAAUUCUCAAAUUAUAAGCACAAAUGUCAAGUAAUAAUCAAUGACAUUUAAAUUGAAUUCAUAUACUAAAAUCAUAUGCUCACAAAUACGAUGUCACAAGCGUAAUGCAUAAAAUCGAAAAUCACACAAUGCUAUGGAAUCCACUGAGGUGUGCUAGCAACACUGUACCGGAGCUAAUCACGGUACUAACCCUACUGCGCAGAGGUCCACUGAAUACCCCAAGCUUUAAGCUUAGGUCCACUUAUUCCAUAGCUACAAACACAUACACAUGUCAAACAAAUUCAUAAUAUGUCCAAAAUAAUAUUAGGACUCCCUAUUGGAAGAGAUCAAAGCAUAAUCGUGAACAGUAAUCGUGAACAGUAAUCGUGAACAGUAAUCAUAAACAGUAAUCGUGAACAGUAAUUCGCAAAUAAUACAAUUUACUUAUAAUU
Messenger RNA from Rubroshorea leprosula, 482 nucleotides. The record is from the annotation of a GenBank genome assembly. NCBI's taxonomy places the organism in Eukaryota, Viridiplantae, Streptophyta, Magnoliopsida, Malvales, Dipterocarpaceae.